Vicia villosa (hairy vetch) is the source of this 522-nucleotide messenger RNA. RefSeq names its product RING-H2 finger protein ATL57-like. Bases 1 to 522 code for a protein of 173 amino acids. The transcript has a single exon. Lineage: Eukaryota; Viridiplantae; Streptophyta; Magnoliopsida; Fabales; Fabaceae. The record is from RefSeq and is a predicted model, not a curated record.
AUGGCAAACUUGUGGUGUGUAGUGCUCACAUUCGUCAUGCUAUUCCUUCCGGUAUUAGUCUUACCAGAAGGCUCCCACACAACCAUUUAUAUGAUUUGUAUAUUGGUCUUCAUCGUGUUUUGUAUAUUUGUAAAUUUCUUUACAUCAUUUAAAAAAGUGGACAAUUUCGAAGAAUCCAUUCAGAUUCAAAUUCUCCAAGAACGGAGAGAGUUUCAUGCUAAUCAAAAUGCUGCAUGGUCUAGGGUUAUACCGAAUUCGCAGAACAAUAUGCCUUUUGGUACCAUCGCAGAGAUGGCUCGAUGGGCGAUAAGGGCAUUGCCUCCGGUUAAAAGUUUUGAUGGAGAGGAAGGUAGGGAUUGUCCAAUCUGCAUGGAAGAGUUUGAGAAAGGAAUGUUGAUUCAGUCUUUUGGUGUAUGUGGACAUGAAUAUCAUACAUCUUGUCUCAAUGCAUGGUUAUUAGGAGGAAAAACUACUUGUCCAGUUUGUCGCAAAGAUCUGGCGGGAUCGGCGGGAUCUGUUUAA